UACAGCAGCUGCGCUCAACGCGACCUGCAGAUUCAUAAAACUUGAAAACCCCGCCUACUUGACAGCCAGCGUCUGUUUACGAAAAGUCAAAGGAACAGCAUGGAGCGAAGCAAGGUACCUGGGAAAUGUGCCGCCAACUGGGGGAACAACCAGACUUAAAGACAGCCAGCCACGAUGCUCAUAAUGUAGUCUGUCACAUUUGGUUGAGUGAUAUUGACGCCCGCUGACAUUUGCAGCUUGUUACGUGAUUAGGAGCUUCUAGUUUUGUGUGCAGUGGGACUUGUAAACGCGCGUACCCGGGGGCGCAUUUCUGCUUCUGAAUGGUCACCCACACCGACUUAAAAGACAAUGGCGAGGCGUAAAAGGCGCAACCUACUGAAUUGUUGCGCUUAAACCCAGCCUGGACCACUGUACACAGAACCAUCGCACCCGGCUUCUGCGAUACAACAGGGAACCUCGGCGCACUCGGAGCGACAUGGAAAGCCCAACCGAGAACCCUACCAGGGCUGUGGAAUAUUUGAAAGAGCUUAACAAGAUCAUUGAGACCCAGCAGGAGUUGCUGGAGAGGCAGAGGGGAAGGAUAGAGGAGCUGGAGCAGCAAGUGUCCGACUUGUGCAUUGAGAACGCCUGCCUGAAGGAGCAGUACCAGCGGCACCUGGCAGCCUGCAGGCUGCUGCAGGGCAGCAACAGCCUGCUCACACUGGGAGCCAUAAAGGAACAUAUCGCACAGGAAAAGUCUGAAUGUGACUCUUCCAGAAUGGUCAGGAGACAUGCCUCCCUACCUGUCGAAGUGACCGAGAAUCCUGGGAGUAUAGUGUCUGCAGGCCGCAGAAGAGUCGUCCCCUGCCGCAAAUGGAAGUCGGCUUCCUUUGGUGUGGAAGGGGAUGGACGGCCCAGUGAGAGUGGCCCUUCCCUGGAUGGUGGAGCCAGCUAUGGCCAGGGCCCAGUGACUCACGGCUCAGCCAUCAGCCCUGACCGAUUUGACAGCCCGCUUUACAGCCACGGGGUCCAGCCUGGGCCUCAGAGACCCCGUCGGCCCAAGCUCCAGCACUCACAGUCCAUCCUCCGUAAGCAGGCUGAGGAGGAGGCCAUCAAGCGGUCCCGCUCGCUCUCGGAGAGCUAUGAGCUCUCUGCUGACCUCCAGGACAAACAGGUGGAGAUGCUGGAACGUAAAUAUGGUGGACGAUUCAUAACUCGGCAUGCGGCCCGCACCAUCCAGACAGCCUUCCGCCAGUAUCAGAUGAACAAGAACUUUGAACGUCUCAGAAGCUCUAUGUCUGAGAACCGUAUGUCCAGACGCAUUGUUCUCUCCAACAUGAGGAUGCAGCUCUCGUUUGAGGGCCCCGAGAAAGUGCACAGCUCCUACUUUGAAGGGAGGCAGGUGUCCAUGACAGAGGAUGGCACCCCGCUGUCCAUGGUGCAGUCUGAGUGUGGAGAUAUAGAGGUCCACCAACAGGCCAACAUGGCACCUCACCCAGCCCCACAGGGUGACCUGACAGAUGCCAUCACAGAGCUGGAGGACGCCUUUUCCAGGCAGGUGAAAUCUCUGGCUGAGUCGAUAGAUGAUGCACUGAACUGUCGCAGCCUUCAGGGGGAUGAGGGUCCUGACCCAGAGACCAUGGGCUGCUCCAAGGUGGAAAGGGAAGUGCCCUAUCAAGUGAAGUCCCACCGCAGGGCAGCUGGACGAAUGCACGAUGAAACGUUGGCAUCCUAUAGCGAUGUCACUCUGUUCAUCGAUGAGGAGGACAUGUCCCCCGCUAUUGCUCUGUCGAGGUCAGGGGACCAGCCCUCCAGCACAGAAUCAGACUUGCGGUUGCGGUCGGUCAACUCCUCCCAGGACUACUGGCCUAUUGACCCCAAAGAUGAGGGUCGUGACACAGACACGAGCUGCCGCAGCACUCCUUCUCUAGAGUGCCAAGAGCAGCGACUUAGAAUGGACCAUCUUCCUUUGUUGACCAUAGAACCUCCUAGUGACAGCUCUGCAGAGCUCAGUGACCGGUCUGACCGGGGCUCUGUCAAACGGCCGCCUGUGUAUGAACCGCACGGCCACAUUGUAACAUCAUCCCAGGCGAGCCCUAAACACAUUUCCCACGGACCGCCACCGCGAGCUUCCUCCCGUGACGAUGAGCCACCUCUGCGCCACCGCCACCGCCAGCUGGAAAGCCACUUAGCCAUCAACGGCUCAGCCAACAGACAGAGCAAGUCAGAAUCUGACUUCUCAGACGGGGACAACGACAGCAUCAAUAGCACAUCCAACUCUAACGACACCAUCAACUGCAGCUCCGAGUCCUCGUCGAGAGACAGCCUACGAGAGCAGACGCUCAGCAAGCAGACUUACCACAAAGAGACUCGCAACAGCUGGGACUCACCCAUCUUCAGUAAUGAUGUUAUUCGCAAGAGACACUACCGGAUCGGCCUGAAUCUCUUCAACAAGAAGCCGGAAAAGGGUAUUCAGUACCUGACUGAGAGGGGAUUCAUCCCUGACACACCGGUUGGUGUGGCUCACUUCCUGCUGCAGAGGAAGGGGCUGAGCCGGCAGAUGAUUGGAGAAUUUCUCGGCAAUCGACAAAAACAGUUCAACAGAGAUGUCUUGGACUGUGUGGUAGAUGAAAUGGACUUCCAGAGUAUGGAGCUGGACGAGGCUCUCAGGAAAUUUCAGAACCACAUCCGUGUUCAGGGUGAAGCCCAGAAGGUAGAGCGGCUCAUCGAAGCUUUCAGCCAGCGCUACUGCAUCUGUAACCCUACAGUGGUGCGGCAGUUCAGGAACCCUGACACAAUCUUCAUCCUGGCGUUCGCCAUCAUCCUCCUCAACACUGACAUGUACAGCCCCAAUGUCAAGCCCGAGAGGAAGAUGAAGAUGGAGGACUUUAUCAAGAAUUUAAGAGGUGUAGAUGAUGGGGAAGAUAUCCCUAGGGAGACUCUGGUAGGCAUCUAUGAGAGGAUCCGUAAGAGAGAGCUCAAGACCAACGAAGACCACGUAUCGCAGGUGCAGAAGGUUGAGAAGCUCAUUGUGGGAAAGAAACCUAUUGGAUCACUUCACCACGGCCUGGGAUGUGUGCUGUCGCUGCCCCAUCGCCGGCUGGUGUGUUACUGCCGUCUGUUUGAAGUGCCAGAUCCCAACAAGCUCCAGAAGCUGGGCCUGCAUCAGCGGGAGAUCUUCCUGUUCAAUGACCUGCUAGUGGUAACUAAGAUUUUCCAGAAAAAGAAGAACUCGGUGACAUACAGCUUCAGACAGUCCUUUUCUCUGUAUGGGAUGCAAGUCAUUCUGUUUGAAAAUCAGUAUUACCCAAAUGGAAUCCGACUUACAUCAGCGAUUCCAGGUGCGGACAUCAAAGUCCUCAUCAACUUUAACGCGCCCAACCCCCAGGACCGCAAGAAGUUCACAGACGACCUACGAGAGUCCAUUGCCGAGGUCCAGGAAAUGGAGAAAUACAGAAUAGAGUCUGAGCUGGAGAAGCAGAAGGGGGUGGUGAGGCCCAGCAUGUCGCAGAGCUCCGGUCUGAAGAAGGAAGCUGGCAACGGGAACAUGAACCGCGCAAGUCUGGAUGACACCUACACCAUGGGUGAGGGCCUGAAGAGAAGCGCCCUCAGCAGCUCCCUGCGAGACCUCUCCGAAGCAGGCAAGCGGGGGCGUCGCAGCAGUGCAGGAUCACUAGACAGCAAUAUGGAAGGGUCCAUCAUUAGCAGUCCACACACACGCCGGAGAGCCACCACGCCACGUGAGGGCGCACCCCGCGGCCAACCCUCCAUCCCUAAUUCAGCAUCGACUUCCAUCCUUGGGUCGCUCUUUGGCAGCAAGCGAGGCAAACCCUCAUCCCAGAGCCACUCCCCUUUCCCUCAACCUGGUCAACCCACUCUCAUUUCCCACAAGCCCCACCCGACCAACCUGCACCACACAGCACAGGUAGCACAUACAGUGCAACUCCACGGCCACCAUUCCCAGUACUGCCAAGUCCCACAGAACCCGCCGCCUUACCACCACCACCACCACUACCACCCCCCUCCCCACACGCAGUACCACCAGCACCCAGGCUACGCCGCACAUGCACACCAACACCUCCAUUCACAGCACAGCCAUUACAGCCAGCAUUCCCAACACGCCUCGCAUGCUCCCCACCACCACAGUCAGCAAGCGGGUUCGGCACCUGGCGGACCCAAACCUAAACACAGUGGCAUCAGCACCGUAGUGUGAUGCUCCUAACACCAAGAGGAGGAGCGAGGAGGGAACUUAAUGAAAGAGGGACAAUUGCUUACACCAAAGGGACUGACAGCAUAACUCUAUGGCCUGUCCACUGUGUUUUACUGCUGCUGUGAUGGAAACCAAUCACACGCGGUCACCUUUUUCACCUCCAGGUCCAACUAAUAUGCAGGAUGGAAAUCGGACUUAAAUCUUCCAACAGGGGCCUUUUACUAGUUUGCCUGAUCAUGGGCAUGGCCUCGUCAGGGUUUUUGUG
This is a messenger RNA of Perca fluviatilis (European perch), 4454 nucleotides long. RefSeq names its product IQ motif and SEC7 domain-containing protein 1-like. Bases 476 to 4192 code for a protein of 1238 amino acids. The transcript is spliced from 16 exons. NCBI's taxonomy places the organism in Eukaryota, Metazoa, Chordata, Actinopteri, Perciformes, Percidae. Gene Ontology annotation, molecular function: guanyl-nucleotide exchange factor activity; protein binding. The record is from RefSeq and is a predicted model, not a curated record. Gene Ontology annotation, biological process: actin cytoskeleton organization; regulation of ARF protein signal transduction.